Apis mellifera (honey bee) is the source of this 5646-nucleotide messenger RNA. RefSeq lists its product as uncharacterized. The coding region runs from base 1469 to 4156 and encodes 895 amino acids. NCBI's taxonomy places the organism in Eukaryota, Metazoa, Arthropoda, Insecta, Hymenoptera, Apidae. The record is from RefSeq and is a predicted model, not a curated record. The transcript has 18 exons.
GAAUCGUCGAAGGAGAUCGCCUGGCGCCGGUUACAUCGUGCGUCUCUCGCUUCGAGUUCGAUCGCGUUGAGCCUAAGCGCGUACUUCACUUACGGACGCUCGGCGGCCGUAACGCGACGACGGAAGUUGAGAAAAACGCGGUAAACGAGCGUGGAACUGAGUUGAAAGACUGGUCAGGCGGGAAAAACCAGGUCACUCGUCGUUGGUAUCGCGUGGUAUCGGUGACUGGAGGAGACGAAAGAAACGAAAGUCGUAAAGGUAAAUGCGGCAGAGCGUGGACGCGCUUGCGCCUCACGGAGCACGGACGACCACGCGUUGCGACAACAGAGGAGCGGAAAGGGAGAGAGAGACACGCGGCGCAGUGUGAGAUUUUUGGAGGCGACGCGACGUGGGCUGUGAGGGAGCUGCGACGAAGUUGCCGGCAAAUAAACGAGAGAGAGAGAGAGAGGAAAGAGAUGCGAUAAUUGACUGCGAGUAAAACGAAUAGAAAAGAGAUGCUUCGCGUGUGCACGGGAUCGUGUACGUAAAGUAUCUCGCGUGCCGGAUCCUAGGUUAAACGUAAGCGCUACAGUGUACGGUAGAUUUGAUCGAUUUGUUGUUUGGUGCAUAAUAACACGUGAUCGUCGAAAACGAAGGAGAAAUUGAAGCUGGUGGUACAAGGAAAUGCGAAUUGGUGCCGGUUGUCUUUGCUCGCUCGCCGGAUCGAUGGAAAGUCGGUGAAACAAAGUGGUGAAUUCCCUCGUUAGUUUUGCAACCCAGUUCAUUCGUUUCGUAACACAUAUCCUUCGGAGUAAGGAAUACGAGUUGGGAGAUUGGGAAUCGGUGAAUCACUGUUGAUAAUUUCGCGUGAGAACCGUGACCAAUAUUUGGCACGCUGAAACGUGAAUGGAUCGACGUACCGCGUGUUUCGCAUCGCUCUCGAAGAUUGAACGUUUAUUAAUAAAAUAGCGCGAGGGAAUGAAAUCAAACGCAUUUAUGGGUUAGCAAAGUGGGAAUAAUUACGAUUACGGUCACGAUCACAGUCACCACGUUCAUCAGCACAGUGAUAUCAUCACAGUUUUACCCAAGAUAUCAAUCGUCCAAGUAACGAAGAAUCUCAAGGAAUCGAAAUUUAUCUUCUAAAGGAAGAAUCGCGUUAGUCGAUGAUUAUUCCACGAUCGUUUCUUUGCAACAGUGCGAAUCGGCGAUAGAUUUGGAAAUAAGAGGAGAGAGAUUUAUCCGCAUCGAGGAGGAGGAGAGAGACGGAAGUGAAAAGAAAAGGUGGUCGCGAGAUCGAGCGAAAAGCAAAAUCGAGGCGAAGAUCGAGACGUCGGUAAUGAGACAGGGAAAGGAAAACUGUUGAGAGAGGCGGUCGCGAGACAGGGGCAGUGCCGUAUCCUGGGGGCCCAGGGUAUGCGCAAGAUCUAUUAAUAACUUGUAAUACGGUAGUAGUGGGGCGCUGCCCGCUAGCGGGUGAAAAUAGAAAAGAAUGUUUUUGGAAUCCAAUUGGACUUGGUUGGCCGAACGAUGGGGCAAUAUGGCCGACUUGGCCGAGCGGGUGGACGAUCUGAUAUGCAGUUUCGACUCGGCUGGUGACACGACCAUGGAUACCUUGUCGAUGCUCAUAUUCGGCUGGAUGUUGUUCGGAUUGAUGGUACUGUGCGUCGGCAAAUACGUUUACAAUCGGUUCGUUUUGAACGGGCUCAGUUCUGGGACAAUAGUUACCGCCAAGGACGGCCAUAUCGUCCACGGUGAUAGCGUCGGUGUCAGUGGUGGUGGUGGUGGUGGUGGUGCUGGUGGUGGUGGCGGCAGUGGUGGUGGUGGUACUGGUGGUGGAGGUGGUAGUGGCGGCAAAUUGCUUUUGCUUGGCAAGCAAAAAAUCGUUCCAUCCUCGGGGGCCGGGGCAGGUGGUGGCGGCGCCGGUUCCGGAUCGCUUGCAUCCGUCGGUGGUGCCGCCGGUCCAACUUCCGCUACCUCGCCUUACGUCCCGCCGACACCUCCUGUCCGCAAACGUCUCACCAGGAAGACAUCCGGCGCUCUGAUCAGCCCGGCGAGAAGCAGCAAAAGUUUGCAUCUACCGACGGCAACUGGAGCCGACCCCGACGCUGUCCGCUGGGUCAACGAGGUUAUCGUUUGGCUCUACUCCGAUCCAGCGAUUUUGGACGAGCUGUUGGCCGUUUGGGUCGCGUCUCUCAAUCAAUUUACCGCCAACUCUGUCGACGAGCACGGAGUCGGGGUCGAAUUCGUUCGAGUUUUACCUGAAACCCAUCCACCGAAUCUCUCCAACAUUUUUUGCGAAUGCGACUCGAAGGACGACGUGACGAUCACGUGCGACUGCGAAGCAACUCCAGCCUUGCAGUUAAAAGCAUUCCGUCGGAAAGCCGAGAAACUCGAAGUAAGUCACUAUCGAGUGAACGUGAACCGUUUCCGCGCCCGAUUGAACGUCAUCUGUAUCACGGAGAAGCUUCUCCUCGAUUUGAAAUGCGACGGCUGGCCGGACGUGAAAGUUUCAUUGGCCCAAGUGGGCACGAUAAAGAAAGAUCUGGACGAGAGCCAAUUGCAGGAGGUCGUAACGGAAAUCGUGAUAGGAGCGUUAAGGGGGAUCAAUGUCCAUCUGAAUUUGUUCCAAUAUCCGAGCUGCCCGCGGUUAUGGAGGGAACCGGCGACCACCCAGCCAACCUUCUCGAUCCCCAUGCACUACGACAACGUGCAUACGUCGAGCAGCUCGCUUCAAAGCUCGCGGCAACGGCUUCAGACACAGAGCCCGACCCUGUCUCAAAACCAGUACGUGGUCAGCGACAGGCGGUUGCUCGUCAAAGUGGCGAGAGCCGCGGAAUUGGGCGGAGAGCAGGGAGCCGUUGAGCCGUAUUGCGUCGUUGAAUUGGACGAGCCCCCUCAAAAGAAUCAAACGUCCGUGAAGAAGGAUACUAGAAACCCGUCGUGGGACGAAGCAUUCUUAUUCGAUGUUAAUCGGAACACGUCCGAGGUAUUGUUGGAGGUAUACGAUCGCGCGAAUAAAUCGCAACGAUUCUUAGGGCUGGGAAUCGUGGGUAUCGACGAGCUUCUCGCGAAUCCGAGCCAAAGGCAGAUAAUACCUCUUCAAAAUCGACCUUACGAGGAGGAAGAUAUUACCGGCACGCUGACCGUUGAGUUUCUAUUCAUCGAGGGUGCGGAGGUGCCUCAAAUUGGGAACAAACCUUACAAGGUGAAGGAGACGAUAAAGCCGGUGUCACCGACUCCUCGUACCUACACCCCGACAAAUCUCAUCAGCGACAAUAAUCUAAAUUACAACAAUGGUAACAGCACACUUAUCUUGUACGACUCUACCGUUCAACCCGAAGGGGAUUACCUGACGAACGGGAACGUGGUGGACUCGCCUUACAGAACCGGUCAGAGCAACGGGAAUAAAGGAACGUUGAUAGUGCACAGCCAGCAAAGGCAGCCAGAGCGGCAGAUAGUUAAGGUCGCCCUAACGGAAAGUGGGAACUGGCAAGAGAUCUCUCCGGAGCAUGGACCGAAAGAUACCAGCGUGACGUCGGGACCGGAAAGCACACCGAAUUCUUCCAAUUCCGAAGAGAGGGGAAGAACGAGAAGAAAACGUCGAGAUUUCUUUGGCACGAUAAAGAAACGGCUGAGUCGAUCGAAGACGAGAAGCAGAUCUGUUGGACCGGAAGGCGAUGCGAAUCACGAGGAUCCACACUCCAGAUCUAUAUCCGCGGACAGGGCUCGUGAUCCUGGCUCGGCUCGUUUAUCGAUACCAGGGAGGGAGGAACAAUCGAGGAGAUCGAGUUUGAGCGAGGCAUCCGGUAUAAGCGGGGCGUCGACCAAAACUUACAUUAACGAGGCUUCUACAUUGGUCCUCGAAACGCUCGAGAACGGUAUCAAAAAACAUUACCUAGUACCGUUGUCGCUCGCGCAAAAAAGUAAAUGGCGAAAGAAGGGCACAAAACUUCAUAUAUUUAACGAUCACACUUUCAUAGCGAAACACAUGGCUGGUGGGACGGUGUGCGAGGUGUGCAAACGGACGCUUGCGCGAAGAUUAGGCAAGCAGGGUUACGAGUGUAGAGACUGUCAAAUGAAGUGUCACAAGCAUUGCCAUGUCAAGGUAGAAACUACGUGUCCCACGUCUACGAUUCAAAGCAUCGAAUUGUCUCUUCUGCCAGUACUCAGUGAAUAGAACGGAACGUGCAUAAAAGUUCCACGGGCUGAGCGCAGAUCGACGAAUCGUUUGUGCUGAUCAACACUUGAACGAAUGCCUUCGAAUAAAUUAAAAAACGUUCAUCCUGCUUGGGGACUCGUGUCGAAGAAAUCUCCUUUGUUGAAAUUAUCGUUCAAAUCGCUUCGUACGUAGCCGCAUAUAUUCGCGAGAGGGAAUCACGCUACAUACAAAUUAAUAUUUACACGAAAUUGUAGACAAUCUUGAGCAAAGCAAAGCCGCCGCGAGCUUGUUUAACGAUAGAGCGUUAAGAGAUUUGCACGAAGCGGCUUUGAACGCCGUAGCACCGUUCCGUUAUUCGCUAUUCUUAUUAUCAAGCCUUUUCAAUCUUCUAUACAAAUUAAAAAUAAUAUACGAACACGUGAACGAACGUGGAAACGAAGAAGCGAACGAAACGAAACGAUAUAUAAAAAAAAAAAAAAAAAAAAAAGAAUCAAACGAAAUUAAACGAAACGAAAAAGAAGUGGUAAAUAAACUUUCUUCUAGAAGCAGCAUGUUCUUCGAUUCGAAAUAGAUGAUAAUCAUACGUCAUGAAACAAGAUAUGAAAUAGAUGAAAUGUUCGCGACCAAUGAUAAAAAUAUCUAUACGUUUACUAUUUAUUCUUAAUAAUAGCUCCCUUGCUCCCUUUCGAAUUUUCACGAAACUUUUUACACUUAAAAGAACGUCCGAUUUUUUCUAUUGACUCGUAUAAUCUUAAGCCUCGAACGAUUAUAUCGUAUCGCUCUUUUUUCUUCGUUCUCUCUCUCUCUCUCUCUCUCUCUCUCUCUCUCUGUCUAUCUAAUCUAAAAUCUAUCUAUCUAUCUAUUUCUCUCGUCUGGAACAGAGGAGAGAAUCUUUAUUCAAGGAUGAUGACCGCGAUAAAAAAAUUGUGGAAAUUGCAUCGAUGAGAAAGAAAAAACUCGGUGAACGAUAGUGCCUCUAGAUACGAAAGUUCGUUGUUAUCUUUGAAAUAUUGUAAAAUCUUUAUAUCCGGGAGAAAUAUAAUACUCUUGACAAUAUUUUCGAUCGCUGUCCGAAAUAAAUUCGAUCGAUCAAUCAAACUUGACAAACGCUUCAACGCGCACAUUUGUGCCUAUGUAUAUUCGUGCGAAAGGAAAAGCAAUCGUAAUCUUCGCGUUACCAGUUGAUAGAAAAUAUUACUAUUAAUCAUGAUUAUUACGAUUGACAAUUAAGAUUCUGAUUAAUUAUUAUCUUUUAUCGCUAUUAUUACUAUUACUAUUAUUAUUAUUAUUACCAUUAUUAUUGUUAUUAUUAUUAUUGUUAUCGUUACUAGAAUCAUCAUCGCGACUUCAUAUAUUAUCAGCGUUACAAAUAUAGAGGAUCGCGAGCGAUUUAUUUAUAAAAAAUACGAACGAACAAGAAAAUUCGCACAACUAUUGUAACGAGGAUGAUAAUGAUAAUAAUACUGUGUUACGUUGAAAGAAAUAAUAUACGUUAUAAUUCUACACGA